AAUAAUGAAAAAAUUCUUAAAUUUUGAUUUGUAAAGAUCAAGUUAUGCAAAUCCGGUGUUGAAGGAAUUAGCUUAAUUGAGUUUAUUAAAAAAGAUAGAGAGUAGAAAAUUAUUGGAGGUAGCAGAAUUAGGGUAGAGAUGUUAUUCAAUUGAGAAGAAUGAUAAUAAAUGGUUGGAAUAGAUUUCUGAUUGUUUUGAACAUUAUAAGAUUGAAUUAUAGAGAGUAGGAAAUAUGUUAAAAUAAGCAGAAUAAGAGAUGAUGCAGAUUGAGGUAAAAUAGUUGCACUCCUCCAAAUAUAGGAUGAAUUUAUGACGAAAGAGAUGAAUUGCUAUAGCUUAGUAAGUGAAUUCGAGAUGGAAUCAUGCAUUAAAGAUUAUAAAUUAUAAUGUUUAAAUUAGAAACAAAAAGUACUUGAUAGGAUUAAUGAAUUAAAUUGAGUAUAUAACAAAUCAUGCAUAUCGCCAUAAUCUCUAUGGUAUUCAUAUAUAUAUAAAUGUUCUAAGCCACUCUUAUUCAACAAUAUUCGAGAGUCCAUCCAUAAAACUUCAGAAAGAAGUCUCAUUCAAAUUCUGAAGGAAUAUCUAAGAUAAUUGUUAAAACUCAGCCAAAUGUAGAGAAACAAAAAAAUAGAUGUGAAACCAUAGAUGUAGUAAUGAAAUCAAAAGAUUCUGCUCCAGAAGAAACCUAUUCACAAAGAUUAAAGAUAAUAAAUUAACGAGUGUAUGUUGUAAAUACAUUCAAUCGUAUAAUCAAUGUGGAUAGAGUAGGACAUAGAAUGUAAAGGGGAUAGUUAUUGAGACAUUUGAGAGAAUUCUAUAGUCAAAUCAUUGUUGAACAAAUAAAUAAAGUUCUAAAAGUACCAGAUACGUUGACACUGUAGAUGUAUGAAUAAUUUGUAAUUUCAUUAUAACAAUUGGACAGAAAGCAAUACUUGAA
This is a messenger RNA of Paramecium pentaurelia, 937 nucleotides long. Lineage: Eukaryota; Ciliophora; Oligohymenophorea; Peniculida; Parameciidae. The record is from the annotation of a GenBank genome assembly.